UCCUAUCUUCAGUUGCGUUGGCAGCUCGAAGAGAACGGACGGUUAUGGCGGCGGUCGCAGCGGACUCCGCUGCAGCUGCCGUCCGGACGGCCGCUGAGGACAGAGAGCCGCAACACGAGGCCACGCCUGGCCUGGACGACCAGUGGCGCCAAAUCGAGAAUGGGCGAGAGCGUCCACUGCGAGCUGGCGAAAGCUGGUUCCUUGUGGAGCAGCACUGGUAUAAACAGUGGGAGGUAUACGUGCAGGGAGGGGACCAGGAUGAUAGCACCUUUCCUGGCUGCAUCAACAAUGCCACGCUCUUUGCAGAUCAGAUAAACUGGAACCUCAGGGAGGGACUGCUAGAAGGAGAGGAUUAUGUGUUGCUUCCAGCACCUGCUUGGUACUGCCUGGUCAGGUGGUAUGGCCUAGAGCAUGGCCAGCCACCUAUUGAGCGUAAGGUCAUAGAGCUGCCCAAUAUCCAAAAGGUGGAAGUAUACCCAAUAGAGCUGUUGCUUGUCCAGCACAGUGAUAUGGAAACAGCUCUCACUCUUCAGUUCAGCCACAUGGAUUCUCUGGACCUAGUCUUGCGUACAGCUCGGGAGCAGUUUAUGGUGGAGCCCCAGGAAGACACACGCCUCUGGAUCAAGAACUCAGAAGGCUCUUUGGAUCGAUUGUGCAACACACAGAUCACACUGCUUGAUGCCUCUCUUGAGACUGGGCAGUUGGUCAUCAUGGAGACCCGAAACAAAGAUGGCACUUGGCCCAGCGCACAGCUUUGUGGCAUGAACAACUUGUCGGAAGAGGAUGAGGACUUCCAGGGCCAGCCGGGCAUCUGUGGCCUUACCAGUCUGGGCAACACAUGCUUCAUGAACUCGGCCCUGCAGUGCCUCAGCAACGUGCCACAGCUCACAGAGUACUUCCUCAACAAUCGCUACCUGGAAGAGCUCAACUUUCGGAACCCCCUGGGCAUGAAGGGUGAGCUUGCUGAGGCCUACGCAGAUCUGGUGAAGCAGGCAUGGUCUGGCUACCACCGCUCCAUUGUGCCAAAUGUGUUCAAGAACAAGGUUGGCCAUUUCGCAUCCCAAUUUCUGGGCUACCAGCAGCAUGACUCACAGGAGCUGCUGUCAUUCCUCCUGGAUGGGCUACAUGAGGACCUCAAUCGAGUCAAGAAGAAGGAAUAUGUUCAGCUAUGCAAUGGUGCUGGGAGGCCAGAUCUGGAGGUAGCUCAAGAGGCCUGGCAGAACCACAAACGGCGGAAUGAUUCUGUGAUUGUGGACACUUUCCAUGGCCUCUUCAAGUCCACGCUGGUGUGCCCUGAUUGUGGCAAUGUGUCUGUGACGUUUGACCCCUUCUGCUACCUCAGCGUCCCACUGCCUGUCUGCCCUAGGAGGGUCUUGGAGGUCUUCUUUGUCCCUAUGGAUCCCCGCCGCAAGCCAGAGCAGCACCGGGUUGUGGUCCCCAAGAAAGGCAAUAUCUCAGAUCUGUGUGUGGCUCUGUCUACACACACAAGUGUCGCACCAGACAAGAUGAUAGUGGCUGAUGUCUUCAGUCACCGAUUCUAUAAGCUCUACCAGCUGGAGGAUCCUCUGAGCGGCAUCUUGGAUCGUGAUGAUAUCUUCAUAUAUGAAGUGACUGGUCGGAUUGAGCCCAUUGAAGGUUCAAGAGAUGACAUUGUAGUUCCUGUAUACCUGCGGGAACGUACCCCAUCCCGAGACUACAACAACUCCUACUAUGGUCUGAUACUUUUUGGGCACCCUCUCCUGGUAUCAGUGCCCCGGGACCGGUUCUCCUGGGAGGGCCUGUAUAACAUCCUGAUGUACCGGCUCUCACCCGUGGCUUCUGUAGUUUCUCUCUUUGAUACCAGGAAUGCAGAGGUGAACAAGACAAGACGCUAUGUGACCAAACCUACCUCAGAUGAGGAGGAAGAUGGGGAUGAGAAAGGAGAUGAGGAAGAUGAUGAUGACAAUGAAGAAGAUGGCAGCAGUGAUGAGGAGGAGAAAGAGGAAAUUCCUGGGCCUUCCACAAGUGGCAGCCUCCAAGAGUUAGAGCAGGAGCAGGCUGGGCCCAGUUCUGGUGUAUCUAGGAGAUGCCCAUUCCUCUUAGACAACAGCCUUCAUACAUCUCAGUGGCCCCCAAGGCGACGGCAUAAGCAACUGUUCACCCUGCAGACAGUGAACUCCAAUGGGACCAGCGACCGAACUUCUCCUGAAGAAGUACAUACCCAGCCAUAUAUUGCCAUGGAUUGGGAGCCAGAGAUGAAGAGGCGCUACUAUGAUGAAGUAGAGGCUGAGGGUUAUGUGAAACAUGACUGCGUGGGUUACAUGCUAAAGAAAACUCCAGUGCAGCUACAAGAGUGCAUCAAACUCUUCACCACUGUGGAAACCCUAGAGAAGGAGAACCCCUGGUUCUGCUCCUCCUGUAAGCAGCACCAACUGGCCACUAAGAAGCUGGACCUGUGGAUGCUGCCUGAGGUUCUCAUCAUCCACCUGAAGCGCUUUUCGUUCUCCAAAUUUUCUCGAGAGAAGCUGGAUACCCUGGUGCAGUUUCCUCUCCGGGAUCUGGACUUUUCUGAAUUUGUCAUCAAACCACAGAACAAGUCAACUCCAGACCUAUAUAAAUAUGAUCUCAUAGCAGUUUCCAACCAUUAUGGGGGCAUGCGUGAUGGACACUACACAACAUUUGCCUGCAACAAGGACAGUGGCCAGUGGCACUACUUUGAUGACAAUAAUGUCUCACCUGUGAAUGAGAACCAGAUUCAGUCCAAGGCAGCCUAUGUUCUGUUCUACCAGCGUCAAGAUGUGGGACGCCGCCAGUCCCAGACUGCUUCCUCUGAUUCGCCAGCUCCUCCUGCCUCCGGUUCCACAUCCAACCCUGAGAUCAUGGACGUUAACUAAGGGGCCCUAGGACCUACCACAGGGAAGGAAGCCCACUCUGCCACCUCCUCAUGUUCACCCCCUCUCUUACCUGUGUUCAUUGCCCCCUAGGCAUUGCAGGCUUUAGUCCGUGGCUACCAUUAUCUUGUACCACUGCAUUACUCUCAGAAAGAAGAGGCCCUGUGCCCCUUGCAGUGUGUUCCACCUGUGUGUGCCUGUACAGUAUUGACUUACCUCCUAGUCUUAUUUAAGUGUCCCCUUCCCUCUUUUCCUCACCCUAGAGUGUUCUUAAUGGCUGAUGAUGGGGGUUAACCUGAACACAGAGUGUAUUUUCUUAUUGAGGCCCUAUACCUUCACUGUGUGUGUUAUAUAAAGCUUGAAUCUAUUCCUUGCUCAGCAAUGUGGCUUUUUUCCCCCUUCCUAUCCUAUGUACUUAUUAAACAACAGUUAUA
Nannospalax galili (Upper Galilee mountains blind mole rat) is the source of this 3304-nucleotide messenger RNA. RefSeq names its product ubiquitin specific peptidase 11 (gene Usp11). The record is from RefSeq and is a predicted model, not a curated record. NCBI's taxonomy places the organism in Eukaryota, Metazoa, Chordata, Mammalia, Rodentia, Spalacidae. The transcript is spliced from 22 exons. Gene Ontology annotation, biological process: protein deubiquitination. Gene Ontology annotation, molecular function: cysteine-type deubiquitinase activity. The coding region runs from base 45 to 2873 and encodes 942 amino acids.